CCCAGGGACGACGCGGAGUCGGUUGGAAACCCCCUUUCAAAUAUUGACGUAAGUGCUAUCUCACGCAGCCUUUACCACCGGAGUUAUGCGUUUCCGCAGUCGUUCGGGCUCAAGGGCCAAGUCUUGCCGAGGCCAUCCAGAAGUUCCAGGGCGUCUCGUGGCAUCUCACGAUGGAGUUGGACGCGCCCCUUCAUACGUCAGAGUCCAGGGUACCUGGAGGAGCAACAAGUCCAUGGACUUACAAUGUCAUGCUCGGGUUGGCUGCCACGUCCUUCUACGGCAUCGGGCCUGGGCUCUACCAGUACACUGUGCUUCCGACGUUCAUUUUGGUUGUGGGUGGCAACAAUUUCGGCGUUGGCUUCGCAGAGGGCUUACAGGGCACUGCGAAUAUGAUCAGUGCACUACCUGCUGGCUACCUCGCAGACAAGUUGUCCCGAAAAGCUUGCAUUAGGUUGGGCUGCUGCUUGCAGCUCGUCGGAAGCGUUUGCAUGUUGAUUGCCAUUUGUUUCGCGCACGAAGGAUCUUUUCCAGCUUUUGUGAUGCUCUGUGCAUCCCUGUGCCUUCAAGGCGUCUGUGAUGGAAUCGUAAACGGCCCUUUGCAGGCACUGAUGGAUGAUUCAUGCCCUGCUGGGCGCCGCAGCGAUGUCGAAACUGCAAACUCAAUCGUUGGUUUGGUAUCUGCAUCGGUUGGGCCAAUUCUAGGCCUGUUCGUCUUCAUUUAUCCAACUGGCAAUCAUUGGGCAUUGCAUACAAUGAAAUAUGUCAUUGGUAUUGGGGUUGUGUUUGGGCAGUUGUCCCUGAUUCCGGCAUGGCUCAUGGACGACAGGAGAGCUUUGGGCGAGCAGAGCGAGGCGGUGCAUCUGCAGGCGAGACUGACGGCGGGCGUUGAGAAUGACAGCCAGCAGGGCGAAGCGAGGGAGCUGGUUGCGCGACAGUCCCGCGCCGCGUGCUGCGGUCUUGUGACCAUGCCCCGCGUCCGCUGUUUUUUUUCGUGGGGGACAUGCUGCUUGCUUUGGGUGCGGGUAUGACGGUGAAGUUUUUUCCCGUAUUUUUUAAUGUGGAGUGUCAUGAAGAUCCUGCGACAGUUCAGGCAGUGUUUGCGUCAUUGUUCUUGAUCACAGCGGUGUUCUCCGCAAUCGCGCAAAAGGUUGCCAAGCGGGUCGGCCGCAUGCAAGUGGUAAUUCCAUCUUACUUGAUUGGAAUCGUUUGCACGAUCCUAUUGGGAUCCCUCAGACCGUUUUACGAUUACCCAGUGGUCAUGGUACCGAUAUUCAUAUUGCGGUGUUCGAUCAUGUGGGGCGCUGGUGGGCUGAAGGGGUCCAUCAUCGCAGAUUACACACCGAAGUCUCAGAGAGGUCGUUGGAAGGCACUGGAAUCUAUAUGCGCAUUUGGUUGGUCAGGCAGCGCCGCUGUCGGGGGAUGGCUCAUCGACAAGCUCGGCUACGGGCCGACUUUCCUAAUUACCGGCUGUUUCCAGGCAUGUGUCAUUCCCAUGUGGUGCAUGCUUAUACCACUUGUCGCCAAGGAGUCUGAAAUAUUGAGCGCAGGGGCAGCUGCUGAGGCCGACGCGAGGCAGGACAAUACAUGCACCGAUUCUGGGAGAAGCGCCCCGGCAUCCCAUGGUUAGUGCCAAUAGCACGAAUCCCCGUUCAUUAUUGGCAGAAUGAGGUCUUGAAGUGUUGUUCACCCGCUUCGUAGGGUAUGACACUGCUCAACGGUGCGAGGGCAGAUGGGCGAGCAACGCGUAAAAAUGCGACGUACCAAUGGGGCAUGCCUAGUCUACAAGGGCCAUUCUGAUCGUAACCCACACACCUGCGAGCCUGCGAGUUCAGAUGAAA
Messenger RNA from Prorocentrum cordatum, 1838 nucleotides. The record is from the annotation of a GenBank genome assembly. NCBI's taxonomy places the organism in Eukaryota, Dinophyceae, Prorocentrales, Prorocentraceae.